This is a messenger RNA of Terrapene triunguis (Three-toed box turtle), 3201 nucleotides long. RefSeq names its product E3 ubiquitin-protein ligase UHRF2-like. The transcript has 15 exons. Gene Ontology annotation, molecular function: protein binding; ubiquitin protein ligase activity; metal ion binding. The record is from RefSeq and is a predicted model, not a curated record. Gene Ontology annotation, biological process: protein ubiquitination; negative regulation of gene expression via chromosomal CpG island methylation. Lineage: Eukaryota; Metazoa; Chordata; Testudines; Emydidae. The coding region runs from base 361 to 2757 and encodes 798 amino acids.
UCCAUGUGAGAGCGGUAGCUGCUGGUAAACACUCCCCGGGGCUCGGACAUGGCUCCCGGCGGUGCCCGUUAGACCUGGCCGCGGCGGUUCGCUCCGGACGCUUCUGCUUAUUGUGCUGCUCGCGGCCUCGCUUACACGUCGCUGCGGGCGCCCUCGGGCCGACGGGGGCGGGGGUCUGGUCUCCUCGCCCCUGUGAGCGAGGCCGACGGCCUGGGAGGCUCGGGCUGCUCCGCGGCUUUACAAUCCUGCCCCGCUGAGCCAAAACAAAGAAGCGGCAGAGGCGCCCCCGCCCCACACGCACCCGGAGAGCGGGCGGGAGCCGCGGCCGGCAGCCUCCCGAGCGGCCGGCAGCCGCGCACCAUGUGGAUCCAGGUCCGCACCAUAGACGGCACCGAGACCCAGACCAUCGACGACCUGAGCCGCCUCACCAAGAUAGAGUGUCUGCGGGAGAAAAUCCAGGAGAGCUUCCGAGUGAGCCCCGAGCGGCAGCGCCUCUUCUACCGGGGCAAGCAGCUGGAAGAUGGACAUACUUUAUUCGAUUACAAUGUUGGACUAAACGACAUCGUUCAGCUUUUGAUACGGACUGAGUCUGAUGCUCCUACCACUUCCUUGACUAAUAAGGAUGGAGAAGUCAACCCGUGUGCUGUUGCCAACUGUAAGAACAAAGUCAAGAGAACAACAGGGAGUGGAUCGCCCAAUCAGCCAUCUACAUCUGCUCGGUCAUUUCUCAUUGAUCCUGGCAUUGGAUUGUAUAAGAUAAAUGAAUUGGUGGAUGCCCGUGAUGUCAGCAUUGGAGCCUGGUUUGAAGCUCACAUAGAAAAUGUAACCCGAGCAACAAAAGGACAUAAGAAUGGUAAAGCUCAAGCAAAAAGUGGCAAUACUUACAGAAGGACUAAUGGAAACUUAAGCCAAGAUCAUUCUAGAGAGAAUACAAAUAAUUUGGACAGUGCACCUUCAACAUCUUAUUCAGACUGUAUGGACACUGAUGAAGAUGCUAUUUAUCAUAUCAAGUAUGAUGAGUAUCCAGAGAAUGGUAUAGUAGAAAUGCGUGCCAAUAAUCUUCGACCACGAGCAAGAACCAUUUUGAAGUGGAGUGAACUCAAUGUGGGUGAUAUGGUGAUGGUUAACUACAAUGUAGAGACUCCAGAAGAGAGAGGAUUCUGGUUUGAUGCAGAAAUUACCUCUCUGAGGGAAAUCUCAAGGACUAACAAAGAAGUUCAUGCCAAAAUUCUUCUGGGAGGCCCAGAAGACGUAAUAAAUGAUUGUAAAAUCAUUUUUAUAGAAGAAAUGUACAAGAUUGAAAAGCCAGGAGCUUAUCCACUGACAUUUGGGGAUGGAGAUUUCAAAAGAAAGAGUGGCCCUGAGUGCAAGCACUGUAGGGCAGACCCAGAUACAGAAUGUCGCUUUUGCUCCUGCUAUUUGUGUGGUGGAAAACAGGAUGCUCACAUGCAACUUCUGUGCGAUGAAUGUAAUAUGGCCUACCAUAUAUACUGCCUGAAUCCACCUUUAAGCAAGAUACCAGAAGAUGAGGACUGGUACUGUCCUUCCUGCAAAAAUGAUUCUAAUGAAGUUGUAAAGGCUGGGGAAAAGCUCAAGCAGAGUAAAAAGAAAGCAAAGAUGCCAUCUGCCAGUACUGAGAGUCAGCGAGACUGGGGCAAGGGUAUGGCUUGUGUUGGUCGUACUAAGGAAUGCACUAUUGUUCCUUCUAACCACUAUGGACCUAUACCUGGCGUUCCUGUUGGAACAACCUGGAAAUUCAGAGUUCAGGUGAGUGAAGCAGGCGUUCACAGACCCCAUGUUGGCGGAAUCCAUGGACGCAGUAAUGAUGGAGCUUAUUCACUUGUGCUGGCCGGAGGAUUUGAAGAUGAAGUGGUACGUUUUUUAUCCAAACCAAUGUCAAGACUUCUGUUAUACGUUUUUAGGGCACUGGCCCUAAACUGUGAUGCUCCAUUGGAUGAUAAAAAUGGAGCAGAGUCUAAGAAUUGGAGAGCUGGUAAACCAGUUCGAGUGGUGCGCAGUUCUAAAGGACGAAGGAUCAGCAAAUACGCCCCCGAGGAAGGCAAUAGAUAUGAUGGCAUUUAUAAGGUGGUGAAAUAUUGGCCAGAAAUUGGAAAAUGUGGAUUCUUAGUUUGGCGUUAUCUUCUGAGAAGAGAUGAUGUUGAACCUGCGCCUUGGACCUCAGAAGGAAUAGAACGGUCAAAGAAAUUGGGUCUGAAUGUACAGUAUCCAGAAGGUUAUCUGGAAGCCAUGGCUAGUAAAGAGAAGAAAGAUAAGGUUAAAAAGCAAACUGUGAAACAGGAGCCAACCAGACAGAGCAAUGGAAACCAGAAACGGUCAAUUGAUAAUGUAGGUAUAGAGGAGCCUAAAAACACAUCCAAAACCAUGAGAAUGGGAGAUGGAGGGAAAGGAGAGGCUUUUCAGCUAACCCAGCAACAGCAGUGGCUGAUAAGAGAAGACUGUCUGAACCAGAAACUGUGGGAUGAAGUGCUUGCUUCACUUAAGGAAGGACCAAAUUUUCUGAAGAAACUGGAACAAUCCUUUAUGUGUGUCUGCUGCCAGGAGCUGGUUUACCAGCCAGUGACAACAGAGUGCCUCCAUAACGUCUGUAAAAGCUGUUUACAGCGCUCCUUCCGAGCUGAAGUCUUCACCUGCCCUGCCUGCCGCCAUGACCUUGGGAAGGGCUACACCAUGGUUCCCAACAAGAUACUGCAGACACUACUUGACCAGUUCUUCCCUGGGUACAGCAAAGGACGAUGAUAUGUUCAGCUCCUACCUGACUUCUCCCAGUGACUAUAGACAAUAAAGGAGAAUAAACAUGGGAAAUUCAACAGUGGACCAGCCAACUUGAUGGGACUCAACAUAUUGUCACAUUCUGAAGCAGCUCUCUUCCCCCUACAGCCAUCUCUUUGUGUAGUGAGAACUCAAAUUCUCAGCUGUCUUUCACCAUCAAAGGUAGUCUUGGCCAGUUGACAACUAGUUUUUAAAACAGAAAAAGAAAAGCCUCAGCUCUGACUGGCCAACUGUAGCUGAUGCUUAAAUUAUGUUGGUUUUUUGUAACUACCUCAGGACAGAGGAAGAUAAUUUGUGGGGAUUAAAAGAAGUUCAGUGAAGUUUUAGCUACACACUGCCUCCUGAAUAUUAGUUGUGCCUGGUCCAGGCAGUUUGAUUUACAAAAAAAACAAAACAAAAAAAAAAAGCAGC